CUUGUGAUUGAGGAAGUAAGAGAAGGCCCAGAAGAUAUAUUUGCUCAGAGUAAGCAUCCUAUUGCUGGCCUAAAUACUUCAAUCCGUGGACGUUGAGCUAUACUGACCAGUACAGCCUCUCAGCUCUAUACUGAGAAUACGUUAAAUAACUUGAUGCAGACCACGGUACUUAACGACAUUGUAACUCGAAAUUAUAUGAUAGAAAACCUGUGGAUAGAGGCCUUCAACACUAACUAUAUCGUCUCUCAUGCGCUAUUUCAUUCCGUUAUCUUUGCCCGUCCAGGUAAAAUUCGAGACUGCGGUAUUCCCGACGUCGAACUGCUGGCUAGGCGAGAGGAGGAAGGCCUCCGCACGGAAGGUAUACGCGGUGGGUUAUUCCAUCUUCCUUUUGCUUCUGAGGAAGAACACUUGGAGUUAAUGGUGAGAGUUCAUGUGAGAUCGAAUUUUAAAGUGGCUAUGGGAGGGAAGGCUGAAGAUGGUUUAUUGAGAGAACUGGAGGACAUAUUUUUUAGAUUGACAUUUCCAACUCCGCCUUUGGAUUAAAUUUCUCGGGGGUUAUUGAUAGGGACCUUUAUUGCAUUAGUAUCAGCUAUAUAUAUGCAAACUUUAUAUCAAUCAUCGCGCUCGGACGCAAUAGAAAAGUAGUGCAAAGUCAAACCUG
This is a messenger RNA of Trichoderma harzianum CBS 226.95, 661 nucleotides long. RefSeq lists its product as hypothetical. The record is from RefSeq and is a predicted model, not a curated record. The transcript is spliced from 3 exons. The coding region runs from base 154 to 543 and encodes 129 amino acids. NCBI's taxonomy places the organism in Eukaryota, Fungi, Ascomycota, Sordariomycetes, Hypocreales, Hypocreaceae.